AUGUCCAGAUCAAAGAUUGAAGAUCUAGGAUUCCUGGAAUUGGUACCAGGUAUCGAUCCCAUCGUCGACAUCGUCGCCAUCCACGGCUUGAACGGUCACAGAGAAGAAACCUGGACGACAGAUGGUGGAAUCCUUUGGCUGCGUGACCUCUUGCCAUCGGCUUUGCCCAACGCUCGCGUCCUUACGUAUGGAUAUGAUGCCGAUACUCGUAGCCGAGAAUGCGUAUCGACGCAGACGAUUCGCCAGCACGCGGAUGGGUUCGCCAAGGCUUUAGCACGGAAGCGGACAGCAGACCCUCGACGUCCCAUCAUCUUCGUCGCACACAAUUUGGGGGGCAUAAUUGUCAAAUGGGCACUCGUCAUCUGCCAUAAUCAGAACCUGGCGUCAAAAGGUGACCUCCGAGACAUCUUAGUAUCGACUCAUGGCGUCCUAUUCUUUGGUACCCCGCAUUCCGGCAUGGAAAGCACACUCCUUGAAACCAUCAACCGCUUGGCGUCUAUGUACAUGAAAACGACAGACGGCAUCCUCAAGGAUCUUCGGGAACAUUCUUCGGAGCUAGCAACUGUACAGAGUCUUUACGUCGAAGCGAGUGAAAAGAUAGCUAGCGUAUUCUUCUGCGAGGAGUACAAAACUCCCGUAGAUAGAAAGAGACAGAGACUGAAUGUUCCUCAUCAUUCGGCGAUCAUCCCCGGUGACCGCAAUGCGCCGGCGGUGACACUCCACAGUGAUCAUGGAAAUCUAGUCAGAUUCCCGACGGUAGACAACGACAACUAUCAAACAGUACUUCAUUACCUCAGCGAGUAUUUCGUCAGCGCUCGCCAGACAGUGCACGAAAAGUGGCUUACAGAGGAUGGGUUGCGCCUCGUCGCGAAAGGAAAAUCCAUCUUGCCCAACACUGUGGACCCGCCUGUGGACAUGUCUGUCUUAUUCCAGCUACCAAUGGUCGCAUUUGCUCCAUCUUCUGUGCACAAUCCGUGCCUCAAAGGAACUCGUGCAGCUGUCCUCGACACAAUCUCCAAGUGGGCUAAUGACGAUUCCACCGAGAAGCCAAUCUUUUGGCUCUGCGAUAUAGCCGGCUCUGGCAAAUCGACCGUCGCUAUGUCUACAGUGGAGACGUGGAAAAGGGAGGGAGUCCUAGGUGGUACAUUCUUUUUCUCAAUAGCAAGUAAUGAGGGUUCAACUACCGAGAGGUUCUGUCCCACUCUCGCCAGGGAACUCGCCCAGCAUAUCCCGAAACUUAGGCCCCAUAUCGCCGAGGCCGUGAAGCAGAACCCUGCUCUCUUACGAAGUUCCUUCGAUGAGCAGUUCCGGAUACUCAUCACCGACUCACUUCGACAUCGACAAGAUCGAGUGAUUCUCGUCGUUGACGCCAUCGACGAAUGCAAGUCUGGACAACAAAGAAGAGAACUUGUAGAGACCCUGGCUACUGCUGUGCAGGAGAGCAAUGGUCUCCGGAUAUUCAUCACGAGCCGACCGGACCCUAUCAUCGAAAGGGUCUUAGAACCUCUUUCGAUCAAAGCCAAGUUGACAGAUCGCCUUCACGAUCCUAUAUAUCACGAUAACAUCGACGACAUUGCGGUCUAUGUACACCAGUCGCUAGAAGCGGUUCUGCCUUACGACAAGAGGCAGCGACUGGUCGAAAAAGCCAAAGGCUUGUUCAUUUGGGCAAGUACGGCUUGUCGAAUGCUUGCCGAGGAGACCGCCGUGAUUGCUCCUGACGCUACAUAUGAUCAGUUGAUAUCCAUGGAUCAGCGCGGGACUAUAGACGACGUCUAUGAACUCGUCUUCGAUCGCAUUGAUGAAAAAUCUAAAGCUGUCAUCCAUGAAAUGCUCGCUAUGCUGCUCGCCGCGUUCGAGCCGCUCACUACCGAUUAUUUGGAGGACAUGAUGAGGCACGCCAACGUGCGCGGAAGCGCCACGGCGCUAGUACGAAAUCUCGGAAGCAUACUCAAGGAGGAUACAAUCACACACUUGAUUCAGUUUCGCCAUCCCACCGUCGUCGAGUACCUUCGACGUUGCUGCAUUGGCCCAACUGCCGACAUGCGCAAUAGGAUCCAUAUCAACAUAUCCCGGGCACAUGGCCAAGCUGCAUCAUGGUGUCUCCAUCGUCUUAAAUCGCGCAGGGAAGGCCUCAAGUUCAACAUAUGCCAAAUCGACUCUUCUUUCUACCUAAAUAGGCAGAUUCCAGACCUCGAAGACCGGGUGGCGAGAUUCGUUUCACAGAUGCUUCGCUAUGCCAGUUUGCACUGGCCGUUCCAUGUAUCGGCGAUGGAUGAUGAGUCGGCAGACAAGCUGCGGAAUGAGCUAGCACAUAUAGUCAAAAGUCCUUUUGCACUCUACUGGAUGGAGGUACUGAGUGUGACAAGAGGAGUAAUGCGAGCAGUAUCUGGACUUCGAGCUGCUGCACAACGUCUGAGCAUUGAAAAGGAGAUCAGGAUUCGGAUGAAUGACAUGAAACGAUUCUUAAUGGCAUUUUCCGUGCCUAUACAAGACAGCGCUCCCCAUAUAUACAUCUCAUCACUCCCAUUCAGUCCAAAGGGGUCAACAUUACAUGUUGAGGGCCUAAGGGAGCACAUGAAUACAUUGAGAGUGACCAGGGGUCUUGAAGAGACAUAUCCUGGGCUCCCCAGAAUACUCCAAGGUCAUCAAGACUGGGUCAGCGCUGUCGCAUUCUCGCCAGAUGGCUCGCGAAUUGUCUCUGGCUCAGCUGACAAGACAAUUCGACUGUGGGAUGCAGAGACUGGCCAGCCGUUGGGAGAGCCACUCCGAGGUCAUCAAGACUGGGUCACCGCUGUCGCAUUCUCGCCAGAUGGCUCGCGAAUUGUCUCUGGCUCAGGUGACAAGACAAUUCGACUGUGGGAUGCAGAGACUGGCCAGCCGUUGGGAGAGCCACUCCGAGGUCAUCAAGACUGGGUCACCGCUGUCGCAUUCUCGCCAGAUGGCUCGCGAAUUGUCUCUGGCUCAGGUGACAAGACAAUUCGACUGUGGGAUGCAGAGACUGGCCAGCCGUUGGGAGAGCCACUCCGAGGUCAUCAAGACUCGGUCACCGCUGUCGCAUUCUCGCCAGAUGGCUCGCGAAUUGUCUCUGGCUCAGGUGACAAGACAAUUCGACUGUGGGAUGCAGAGACUGGCCAGCCGUUGGGAGAGCCACUCCGAGGUCAUCAACACUGGGUCACCGCUGUCGCAUUCUCGCCAGAUGGCUCGCGAAUUGUCUCUGGCUCAGAUGACAAGACAAUUCGACUGUGGGAUGCAGAGACUGGCCAGCCGUUGGGAGAGCCACUCCGAGGUCAUCAACACUCGGUCACCGCUGUCGCAUUCUCGCCAGAUGGCUCGCGAAUUGUCUCUGGCUCAGAUGACAAGACAAUUCGACUGUGGGAUGCAGAGACUGGCCAGCCGUUGGGAGAGCCACUCCGAGGUCAUCAAGACUCGGUCACCGCUGUCGCAUUCUCGCCAGAUGGCUCGCGAAUUGUCUCUGGCUCAGAUGACAAGACAAUUCGACUGUGGGAUGCAGAGACUGGCCAGCCGUUGGGAGAGCCACUCCGAGGUCAUCAAGACUCGGUCACCGCUGUCGCAUUCUCGCCAGAUGGCUCGCGAAUUGUCUCUGGCUCAUAUGACCAGACAAUUCGACUGUGGGAUGCAGAGACUGGCCAGCCGUUGGGAGAGCCACUCCGAGGUCAUCAAGACUGGGUCACCGCUGUCGCAUUCUCGCCAGAUGGCUCGCGAAUUGUCUCUGGCUCAGAGACUGGCCAGCCGUUGGGAGAGCCACUCCGAGGUCAUCAACUCUGGGUCACCGCUGUCGCAUUCUCGCCAGAUGGCUCGCGAAUUGUCUCUGGCUCAGAUGACUGGACAAUUCGACUGUGGGAUGCAGAGACUGGCCAGCCGUUGGGAGAGCCACUCCUAGGUAAUCCAGCCCAGAUCAGCACUGCUAGGUUCUCGCCAGAUCAGGAGAGUAGUAUACCCUCUCUCUCCACAUUCUACACGUUUUCAACGCACACGCUCAACAGCGGCACGUCGUUUGGAUCGCUGGAUGACUGGACAGACGACAAACUCCAGCAAGCCUCCAUCUCAGAGUCGUCCACAACCCCUGCGCCUACUUCUAGCGCCACAUACCGAAUUCCCAGUGCCCUCCAUCGUCUCUCCACGCCCAUCCUCUGCCAAAUCUUUGCCAUUGCCGCCACCAUUUGCUACGACACCCGCCUCCACAUCCCACUCGUUUGUCAAAGGUUUCGUCACAUUGCCAUGCACAAUUGUCCACAAAUGUGGGACACGUUCGAGUUGCUCACAGGCAACUUGGGUGCACUCUCCUCCCGCCGACAAGUCGAAUACAUUCUCUCCAAAUCCAAAGACGUCGACCUCUACAUCGGUGUGGGAAUCGCAAGCUCUCGACUGGGAUCCUGGGAUCCCUCCGAGUCGAAUAUGGAUGAAGACGAGGAUCCAGAGUGGCCAUCGACACUCCACAGAAACGCUACGCGCUUGGUCGACCUCGUUGCAUCGUUUAUGCCCCGCGUCGUCAGUCUCGUCCUAGACGUACAUGACACCCCACUCGAGCCAGACCUCGAACGAGCACUCCAGUCCGUUUUUGAUGAUCAACACGCCACAAGGUUACGACGACUGACCAUGAUGGGCACAUACCAACUCGACCGUGUCGUACGCAGCAACCCCAUCUCGCCCUCUUUAUCCCAUCUCCGUCACCUCUGCAUUGUCUAUGCGUCCAAUUUUCGUAUCAUAGUGCCCAUGCCGCAAAUCACGAUGCUGGUGGUAUCCAUGCUCCCCGAAGAAUCAGCUCCAAACGCGAGCUCACUCGAGACGACGCUUUCCAACUUCCCAAACCUCGCGCGUCUCGAGAUUCUCGGCACAGCACCAACACACUACCCAAACGAUGCGCACGCUCGAAUAGGAGGACGAGGCGACGUGAGGUUGACGCUCCCCCAUGUCCGCCACUUGGUCCUCGAGCGAUUAUCCCUCACGAGCGCAUUCUUAUCCACCUUGUUCGUCCCGAGUAUCGAAACCUUGGAGAUGCGCGAAUUCGAACUCGGGUUUGAUCCACGCGAUGUACGGUACGAUACAGCCUUGUUGGUCCGUCGUCGGGAUGGUGAAGGAACAAGUGGUGGUCGUCAACUUGCGCCACUCCCCUUUGGCCGGUUCCUAUUGAACAAUUCCAAAUCGGGCACCCUCCGUUCGCUCGCGUUGGAGAGGUUACCUGAUAUGGUCGUGCGGAUGUGCGUCGAGUUUGUGCGCAUCGUGGGUAACCCAACUUCUCUUGACGAAGCUCGUGGGCUGGAAAGACUCGUGAUUGCAGAUUCGAAAUGGCCCGACUGGGAGCCGCUCUUUACGCCUAAACACACCACGGCGGUCCCACUCCCAUUUCUCAAAACGCUCGAGGUGCAGAUUGAGCAUUAUCCUGGUGUGAGGAGUGUAGGUGGUGUGAAUACCCGACCAGAGGUAUCGCUCGAGCGACAAGAGUGGAUGGAUGGGUUGACGCGAUUGGCAGAGUGGAGGAUGAGUCGACGUGCGGUGAUGGAGAUGCUUCAAGAGUGGAACACGACUGUACCCGCGUGGCUUGUCCAAUCUCAACCAGCCGACACUGUCAAUGAGACGGUCAAUACAGAUGACGAUGGGGAUAAAGGGGGAGUGGAUCCACGGACGGUGGAUGGGAUUUCGCUUGCGACUGGGUAUGUCGAUACGUAUCCGUUUUUGCAUGCCGCGUGGUUGGCAUUGCAGCGCGAACAACGUGAUGGGCUCAUCGAGGAGACGCCUCGCUCAGCGUGA
Messenger RNA from Serendipita indica DSM 11827, 5769 nucleotides. The record is from the annotation of a GenBank genome assembly. Lineage: Eukaryota; Fungi; Basidiomycota; Agaricomycetes; Sebacinales; Serendipitaceae.